AUGAUGGUUUACAUCGAGUAUCCAACAAAGAUGUAUGCUGCACUUAACACAUCAGGCUGUUCAAUAGAAGAGCGUGGAGCUAUAGACCCAAACAAGGAUUUCACCUACGCAGCCUCCGUUGAAUUUUCCUACGUGCCGCCAUGGUGGUCUCUUAUCGAGAAGCCUUCAUUUUGGGUAAAGGGGAUUGAGGAUUGA
Molecule: messenger RNA, 195 nt
Organism: Penicillium coprophilum
Lineage: Eukaryota; Fungi; Ascomycota; Eurotiomycetes; Eurotiales; Aspergillaceae
Exons: 1
Coding region: 1-195 (64 amino acids)
Source: RefSeq, a predicted model, not a curated record